AAUAUAUGGUAAUGAAGGAGAGUCAACGUUAUGGAAGCAAGUUAAUACAAGGUCGAGAAAUGAAACCAAACCCAUUAAAUAAAAGCAGUUAAACCAACCCUUUCCAUUGCUUUUCUUUGAAAUCUUCCCGCUGACAGAUACCUACCACACUGAAGGAGCCCUCUCAACCCCAGCCAGAACUAAACCAGCUUAGUUCAACCACCUCUAGAUAGUAACGGUGCACCGCCUCUCUUAUUUAAUGUGGUUCCCUAUUUAUACAAUUACAGCCCCAAGAAACCUUAACCAUUUAUAUCCAGCUCUGUCUUUGAGCCAAGACCAGCUAGCAAGACUCUGUUUGAUUUGUUGACAAGUAAGAAAUGGGUUCUGUUUCUUCAUCAACUGUUAUGGCAGAAAAGAUCUCUUGGUACUGUGCUUUGUUGAUGGCACUAAUGCUGGUUUUGAGCUGCUGUGAAGUGAGCGAAACCGAAUUGUCCACGGUUGGGCACCCGAGGUUUUUUGAGAACAAGCCAUGCGAUGAGAUUUAUGUGGUUCGAGAAGGUGAGACUUUAAACACUAUUAGUGAGAAAUGUGGGGAUCCUUAUAUUGUUGAGGAAAAUCCACACAUUCAUGACCCAGAUGAUGUUUUCCCUGGCCUGGUCAUCAAGAUUACUCCUUUAAUCGAUAGGUAUACUCCAGAUGAUGUAUCAUCUCCGAUGAGAUGGUUUGUAUAAUUGCUUUUAAAUGUUUACCUUUAUGUAAUCCUUGAAGACACAAAAACAUGGAGGGAGCUGUGUAUAUUUCUUCUCCUCUUGUGCUUAGACACUUGGUGGUGCUCCAGCUUGUCCUCAUGAAAUCAAUGGAAGAAAUUUUUUUACAGUGUCAA
Populus trichocarpa (black cottonwood) is the source of this 862-nucleotide messenger RNA. RefSeq lists its product as uncharacterized. The record is from RefSeq and is a predicted model, not a curated record. The transcript has a single exon. Bases 357 to 710 code for a protein of 117 amino acids. NCBI's taxonomy places the organism in Eukaryota, Viridiplantae, Streptophyta, Magnoliopsida, Malpighiales, Salicaceae.